GCCUGCGUGGUACGUACUUUCCGUUGUAUGGGUUGUGUUGUGUUGUGCGGAGCGUAUGUUGCUUGAGAUGGCAACGAACAGCACCAACGAUUCGCUCGGCCUCACCAACUCCACUGCCUUUGACUGGGAGCCGUUCUACUACGCCGACCCGCCGUACCGAGAACUGCAGAUGGUUUGGCUGACGGCCUGUACCGUUCUGGGGGUCUGUGGGAACAUGGCGCUUCUCAUCACGGUGUCGUGCGUACAGGAGCUGAGAACGCCCGGGAACGCCCUGCUCUGCGCUCUGGCCGCCGCCGACGUCUUGCAACUCCUCGGCAAAGUCCCUAUGGCAACGAUCUUCUUGUUUAACGGGAAACCGCUGGCGUGUGACGGCGUGUUCCUCAUCAUCGACACGGUGUACCUGAUCGGGGCACAGUUCUCCAUCAACAUCAUCGCGCCGAUUUCCAUCGACAGAUACUGGAUCUGGCGUGAGUUGAAACGACGUCAGCACAGCCGAAUCAACCCUGAGACCCGGUCUGAGAUGGAGUACGGGGAGACGGUGGUGGUCCCGACCUCCCGUGUGCCUAGCCCGGAGUCCGACCGCAGCCCGGGGACGUCAGACGGCGGCGGUGCCCGUGACGAGCCGUUCUUUUCCCCAUUCACACCCGAGGAUCCCACCUUCCCGUCCCCCCAGCCGUGCGCCCAGGCCGUCUCUCUGUCAGAAGUGGUGUCAGCGGACGUCAGUCUCGCUGAGGACUGCGACAAGCAAGAUCAGAUAUCUCUGGAAUCUGCUGGACAGUUCAAGCCGCCACAACCGGUCACCUUGCCCUGGGAUGGAGUUCAGAUCUCCCCGGAGUUCAGAGCUCGGAUGAGGUCGGCCACCUUGGUCCUGCUGAUCGUGGUGGCCUACGUGGUGUCCUGGGCUCCGUACUUCGGCGUCAUCAUCCGGAUGAACGCGGUAGGGGACGAGGCCUCCGCCGCUACGGACGGGAGAUGGCAGCGGUUCGCCGUGCUGUUUUCCCUGCUGUCCACCUUCUCCAACCCGAUCAUCUACGCCUACAGAAACCCGCAGCUUCGCGAAGGCUUCUUUGGGCUGGUCCGGAGAGGAUCGCUGUAGAUGUUAUUGUCAGUGGUUUGAUGGUAGAUGCGUUGAUAUAAGGCCAUGAUCAGACGAAGCGCAUUGGAUUCAGAUUCCACCAAAGCAAGAUUCAUGUGGCCCCAUUCUUUGGCUGGUCCGGAGACGACCACUCUAGAUGUUGUGAUUGGCAGUGGUGUGAUUGUAGAUGCGUUUAAAUCUAAGUCUUUGGUUCUGAUGGACAGUAUGCAGUGUAUCUUCAGUGUUGUCUUUUGAUAUACUAGUUAUCAAGUCGAUUGAGUAAAACUAUACUUCUUUCUAUUUUUUGUUUACAUCGUUGACUUGGUCCAGUGUGUUUGUAGCAUUGUAUUAGACAUACAUGUAUGCAUUCUGAAUUUGAAAGGGAAGGUGCUUUGAUAUUGGUAAUAGUGUGCUAUAUACAUCAGUGUAAUACUUUUUAUUAGACAUUUUGGGAAGAUGCUUGGAUAUAGCUAAUAAUGUAUAUAUUGUAUACAAUAUUAUUGCUGAUUAUAAGUAUGUAGAACUCCUUCUUCCCUCGGAAUGCUCUCGAGUCCCACUCACACCCGUGGUCUCCUUAUCAUUCAAACAUGUAGCGUACAGAAUCAAGACGUGUUGGCACUGCUAAUGACAUAUCUAUUUUCGUUAACCUGGUAAUCUUAGGUUUCCUUUGAGUGUUCUCUGCCAUUAAAACACCAUUUGAGCCGCCCUGAAGGCUAAUCACUUCCUCAGAGGCGUGCGUGUGUGCAAGUUAAUAAGCCACCUGAGGCUUACACAGUACGAUUAACGUCCCUUCUGGAUUCAGGAAUUAACUGAAUUAAUCGUCUCUCAUUCAUAAUCUCUCCAAGCGUUUCAGGCGAGACCGUGUGAGCCGGCUUACUUGCCGGGUUUUGUAAAUUCUAUAUAGACCUGGGGCGGAUGGUACGUAUUACAGAUGUAAGGGUUGAAGGAAGAUUUCUAAUGCUGAGGUCAUAUUUCCACCCCGGGG
Molecule: messenger RNA, 2060 nt
Organism: Branchiostoma belcheri (Belcher's lancelet)
Lineage: Eukaryota; Metazoa; Chordata; Leptocardii; Amphioxiformes; Branchiostomatidae
Exons: 4
Coding region: 56-1096 (346 amino acids)
Biological process (GO): G protein-coupled receptor signaling pathway
Cellular component (GO): membrane
Molecular function (GO): G protein-coupled receptor activity; peptide binding
Source: RefSeq, a predicted model, not a curated record